AAUUGUUAAACCACUUCGUUCAUAACAACACGUGACCUCCUCCCUUGAUGUUUUGCUUCAAGUAUUCAGAUAAAUAAUUGAGGAUCAACCGGAGAAAGAGAAUUCAACUUACAUUCUAAUAGUGCUUCAAAGAAAGUUCAAUGAAUAGAUUCCUUGUUCUAGUUCUUGGGCUUUUGGCCGUUUCUGCAGCCAGAAAACGAUAUGAACCAAACUGGGAGUCCUUAGACAAACGCCCUUUACCCGAUUGGUAUGAUAAACAAAAGAUUGGAAUUUUCAUACACUGGGGCGUAUUUUCCGUUCCUUCUUUCUCGUCUGAAUGGUUUUGGAACUGUUGGAAUUCAGGUCGCAAAAGUUGUGUUGAUUUUAUAAAAAAUAACUACAGGCCAGACUGGACUUAUGCUGAUUUUGCAAGAGAUUUUACAGCCGAAUUCUAUAAUGCAACGGAAUGGGCCAAACUUUUUGAAGACGCUGGAGCUCAUUAUAUUGUCUUUGUCUCUAAACAUCAUGAAGGAUUUUGCAAUUGGCCAUCCAAGUACUCUUUUAACUGGAAUUCAAUGGCAGUUGGACCCAAGCGAGAUUUAGUUGGAGAAUUAGCUGAUGCUGUUAGGAAACAUACUAAAAUGCAUUUUGGAGUCUAUCAUUCGAUGUUUGAAUGGUAUAAUCCACUUUAUGAACAGGAUAAGGCAAACGGAUUUAGAACGAGAGAUUUCGUGACCACGAAAACGCUUCCAGAGCUAUAUGAGUUAGUUAAUAAAUAUAAGCCGGAUGUCAUUUGGUCUGAUGGAGAAUGGCAGGCUUCCUCUGAAUAUUGGAAGAGUCCAGAGUUUAUUGCUUGGCUUUAUAACGAUUCUCCAGUUAGAGAUACAGUUGUAGUAAACGAUAGAUGGGGAAAUGAAACAAGAUGCAAACAUGGAGGUUUCUGGGAUUGCAGUGAUGCAUACGAUCCGGGUAAACUUCAAGGGCACAAAUGGGAAAAUAAUUUUCCACUAGAUAAGUCAGCUUGGGGAUAUAGGAGAACUAUGAAUCUAGACUCAAUUCAUUCCAUUGAAUCAGUACUAACUUUGUUGGCAAGAACAAUAAGUUGCGGUGGGAAUUUUCUCGUAAAUGUGGGGCCAACCAAAUCUGGAAAAAUUAUACCAAUUUUUGAAGAGAGAUUAAGACAGUUUGGAAGUUGGAUGAAAGUGAACGGAGAGGCAGUUUAUGAAACAUUCCCAUGGAAGCAUCAGAAUGAUUCUCUUAAUAAAGAUGCUUGGUACGUUGCCAGGAAAAUGGAUCAACAAACUAACGUUUAUGUUUUUAUUUUGAAAUGGCCAGCAAAUGGAAAAUUGAUUUUGGGUAGUCUUUCAUAUACCUCAAGGAUGUCGAUAAGUAUGUUGGGUUAUAAAGGCUCAAAAACGUUUAGCUGGACGAGGAAUCCAACAGGUGGAGUCGCCGUGAACAUGCCGGCUCUCUCCCCCACAGAAAUCCCCUGUAAAUGGGCUUGGGUGUUAAAGUUGAGUAAUAUCGAAGACGAUAAAUUUGGAGGGAUUAAGAGAAUUUCUAAUGAAUGAGAUUAAAGCGUUUUAUUAUUAAAGUUAAAAAAUCUCUUUCCUACAUUUAUGUGAUAUUCUAUCUAUCUGUUAUAACAAGCUACAAUUUUAUUUUCAAAACUUAUGUUUAUUAUUCUUUUGCAAACAAACUUUUUUCUUAUCAAUAACAAAGACUUGUCUAUUAGUUUUCUUGCAAACAAUGAUUGACCUUUUGAAGACAGUUUAUUGUUCACAUCACUUUAUAUCAAGUCUAUGAAUAUUCAUAAUAAAUUUAAAUCUACUACAUUAUAAAUAAGUAUAGCUGUCCGCACGAACAUUAAAAUAGAUUAGCACGUAUAAAACUAUGAUAAUCAAUGUCGAAUAUUCGUUUUUAUGCUGGUAAUAAACUUUUAUAGCUUUUAUAGCAAACAUAUAGAUGAUGGGGAAGGGCGGGAGGGGGUGAAAGAGAAAAAAGAGAAAAUCGUAGGAGUCUCCUCUUUUUGUUAAACAUUACCUAUUGUUCUCUUUCAAUUUUCAUAACGUAAAAAAUCAGCGUGAGGAAUUUUCGAUAAUAAUAAUUGUCAGUCACGAAAAAAAAUUUGAUUAAUGGAAAUAAAAUGAAAUAUAAUACUUAAAAGGAUA
Messenger RNA from Dimorphilus gyrociliatus, 2150 nucleotides. The record is from the annotation of a GenBank genome assembly. Lineage: Eukaryota; Metazoa; Annelida; Polychaeta; Dinophilidae.